Salmo salar (Atlantic salmon) is the source of this 4046-nucleotide messenger RNA. RefSeq names its product butyrophilin subfamily 2 member A1. Gene Ontology annotation, biological process: regulation of cytokine production; T cell receptor signaling pathway. The record is from RefSeq and is a predicted model, not a curated record. Gene Ontology annotation, cellular component: external side of plasma membrane. Lineage: Eukaryota; Metazoa; Chordata; Actinopteri; Salmoniformes; Salmonidae. Gene Ontology annotation, molecular function: signaling receptor binding.
CAAACAUUUUUGUAUUCAUCACAUCCUUGUUUUGGUCUGUAAUACAUUUCUUCUUCUUCUUUGGUGAGGAUUAACGAUGGGUGGCAUCCAAUAUUAUUUGCAUUGCCACCACCAACAAGGCUGGAGUAUACAGUAUAUAUUCAUUAUACAUUGUGAUACAAAAUGGGAACAGGAAAAAAACUACCAUGCCAACUAACCCUACACUCAUUAAAAACCCACAAUCCUAUUCCCCUAUUUAACCCUAUAUAAUUCUACACCAGGCCUACCGCCUGGGAGGACGGAACACUACCACUCAACACCCGCUGCAACUCUUCUGCAGUAAAACCUCGCAAUCCCAAUUACUUCUCUGCAGCUGCCACCACAACCUCUACUUUCUAUAACUAACGUUCCAUUUCUGCAGUAGAGUUGAUAACCAUGGCUAUGGACGCUAAGAAACCCACCUCACUGAAGCACAUAUUAUUCCUAUCACUAUCCAUUGGCCUACUCACCGGAAUCCUCUCAGUAUCCCUCGCCCUCUACCCAUCUUCCUCUACCACUGCCUCAGCAUGACACCUUCUGUACUACUCUGACCCUGGCAACCUCAACCUGCCUUUCUCUCACCAGACACAUCCAACUGCAAACACCAUGGGCACCCUCACAGCUAACACACAGCUAACACAACUAUACAUUCCUUCGUCUCAUGCGCUCCUGCACAUCUAGGAAUCUCCUUCCUACACACUGCUGCAACAUGACCAUAAGCGUAAUGGGUUCGGGACAAAAGCUCUCACGGGAUUACUGACACAUCCUAACUUAACUUUGUCGGGUAAAGACUCCGCAUAAAAACUCAUCAGGACAGACAGUCUUCUCUGUCACCACGCUCUCCACCAGGUCUGCUUCGCACCAAACGUUGGGCGUCACAUUCACCAGGAAUCUUCCAUUUCAAUUGCUCCUCCUCAACACUUAAUGCCACCCAGUUAUCACUCCUUUCAAUGGCACCCUGCUCCGGAGUUCUUGUCCCUAGGCGCUUGGUUUGGACCGCCCGCUCCCUCUGGACAAAAAUACCAUCACGAGUCUACCUCAAGUUACUUUCACCGACUCAGCAGUCCCCGACCUCUUCUCCACCCAACCUGACACCACACAUGGAUCCGCCAGAAGGUUAGGAUCCAUUCUCUCCAAAGGUCUCACUCCAACUCAUCCUCAUCAUCACUGGGACGAGGCUCAACCUCGACCAUCUUCACCACACCUGCCACCGCAGGUGCAUCAUGGGACCUUUGAUCCAGCAAGUCUGUUUGUUAACAUUCCUCAUCCUCUUUAAUGCCUGUUCUUCUGUUGCAGAUAUGCAGCUUGUUGUCCCUCCUGACCCUGUAGUUACCUCUGCUGGUCAUGACGUCAUCCUUCCCUGUCACCUGUCUCCUCAAACCAGUGCUGUUGACAUGUAUAUCAGGUGGUUUAAGGAAGGAGAAUUCGCCAGCCCCCUGUACCUGUAUUUGGGUGGAAAGGUAACAGAGGGGAAAGGCUAUGAGGGUAGAGUGAGUGUGUUCACUCAGGAGCUGGAGAAAGGCAAUAUAUCACUGCUGCUGAAUAAUGUCAUGGCUUCUGAAAGGGGAAGCUACAAAUGCCAUGCCAGCUACAUGGACUGGAUUCAGGAACUGCCUGUUGUGCUACAGGUUAAACAGCAGGGCAGUGUCCCCAGGAUCUCCAUGAGGAAGCACCACAGAGUGUUCAUCCAGCUCAGCUGCAGUUCAGAGAACUGGUACCCAGAGCCUGACAUGCUGUGGACGGACAGCAGUGGGAAGGAGAUCACCUCAGCAGAGACAGAGAGACCCAAACAGAAGGAGGGGGGUGACCUGUACUCCAUCACCAGUCACAUGAGAAUAGGGAUGGACCAACUGGAGGGGGUCACCUGUGUGGUGAUGUCAGAGUACCAGGGAACCAAGAUGGAGUCUACACUGCAGAUGACUGAGGAAUUCUACAUGAGCAGUUUGCCAGACCGGGUGUAUAUCUCUGCAUUUAUGAUUCCUGUGUUUCUGGGACUGCUGUGUAUCACUGCAUCAGUUUUCUCCUUAAUCCAUCAGAGAAGAGUUGUUCGAGAAACACUGAAGCCUUUGGAUUAUAUGAAUACAAAAUUAAAAGCUAUGGAUCAAGAACUCAUCAAAAAGACAGAGGAACUCACUUAUAAGGAUAAGUUAAUGGGAAUUACUGAAACAAUCCCAGACUCUGUUUGGAGCUUGAUGGUUGAUCAUGCAGUGGAUGUGACUUUCGACCCUGACACUGCACAUCCCAGACUCUCUUUAUCUGAUGAUAACAAAUGUCUCAAAUUUGGAGAAUUAAAAGAAAAAAAGGAUUGUGAGAAUUUCAAAGAAAAAGGCCAAGGAAGCAGCAGCAUGAAGUUUGAUGAAGAAAACAAAGAAGACACGGGGCAUUUUGGAGGAAAACCUACAGAAAAUAGUAUGUUAAAUGCUUCAGGAAAAGACAAAGAUAAGAGAACUGGAUUCUUGAACAGGAUAAUGAAAAAAGGACAAAACAAAGAAGGUACUCUGAAGGUUGAGGAAGUACGCAAAGAAGAGGCCACUGAGAAUUUAGAAGAAAAAUCCAAAGGAACUAAAGUUAAGUUUAAUCAAGAUACGUGUGUCUUGGGAAUGGAAGGAUAUGAAAAAGGUACACAUUACUGGGAGGUUGACCUGGGGAAGAAGAGCCAGUGGAGUGUUGGGAUCGCUCAGGACACAGAGAAGAGAGACAACAUCCAAAUGUAUCCAGAAAAUGGCUUCUGGAGCAUAUGUUACAAAGAUGGAGAACUGAAAACAGUUGAACAGUCUUCUACUUUCCUUCCCAUUGAACUGAAACCUGAGAAGCUGGGAGUUUUCAUGGACUAUGAGAGGGGACAGAUAACAUUUUUCAACGUGGAGAAGAAAUGCCACAUCCACUCCUUCUAUGGCAUGUUUACUAAGAAACUCUAUCCGUUCUUUGGUCCUUUGAUUGAUUGUAAAGAGGAACUAAAAAUCUCACCUGUGGUACAAGGAGACAAACCCUCAACCUCCGAGAGCUGUUAGUGUAAAUAAUGGAAGAUGACAGUCAUUGAAAACAAAAAGGUAUUUAGAACCCAAAGUAUAUUAUAGACACUUAAAUUUAAGAUGAAAAUGUAAAUCUUAAAAUGUUGUUUAGCAUGAAAAAUACAAGCCGGUGCACCUGGCACCUUCUACCAUACCUCCUUCAAAGACACAUUUUGUCUUGCCCAUUCACCAUCUGAAUGGAACACAUACACAAUCCAUGUCUUAACUGUCUUAGGUUAAAGAAGGAUUUUUAAGCCUUGUCUCCCGCUUUCAUCUAAACUGAUUGAACAGGUGACAUCAAUAAGGGAUUAUAGCUUCACCUGGAUUCACCUGGUCAGUCUAUGUCAUGGAAAGAGCAGGUCUUCCUAAUGUUUUGUACACUGUGUUAAUCUAUUUAAAUGUAAAGUCUUAGUUGUUUUAAUUACAAUAUGUAUGACAAUGUAGAAUAAUUGACUCACUCACUGUAAUUAUGUGUAGUUUUGUAAUAUUCUGUUUAAAAAAAGCUUUUCACUCACAUUUUUACAAAAUCUGUAAAAAUGUAAAGUUUUGUGACAAUUUUAGACAUUUUAAUAAAAAUGUGUCAUGAUAAUUACUUGUAUGUUAGCGGAUAUUGGUUUAAAGGCCCAGAGGCCUCAUUUGCUAAAUAUUAUUUGUUUUUACAUUUAUUAAAAUAUGUGUGCGUCACCAUAAAACAUGUUUAAUUUAUAAAUCCCAAAAUUUCAUGCAGAAUUUAUGUAAAUUCCAUAUUUUCAUUUCAAGUUAACGAUUUAUAAAUCACAUGUUCCUGUAGAUUUUGUUAUAAGCACUAUUUAAAAUCAAAUCUGUGAGUGCAAACAUUGUAUUAAUGAUGUCCCAGAAGAGCAGUCUUGACAUUGUAAAGACGAAGGCCUCUGAUGCAGAGUUGUGCUUACCAAUGGCUGAUUACAAACCUUCCCAAUCUAUACAUUGUUAUGUAAGAGCAGCAUAAACUGAUUGAUCCUCAUGAUCACAAGGAAUAAACUGAUACACAUUCAAGUA